Messenger RNA from Fusarium fujikuroi IMI 58289, 2253 nucleotides. RefSeq lists its product as uncharacterized. The transcript is spliced from 4 exons. Gene Ontology annotation, cellular component: ciliary inversin compartment. The record is from RefSeq and is a predicted model, not a curated record. Gene Ontology annotation, molecular function: protein binding. Gene Ontology annotation, biological process: protein localization to ciliary inversin compartment. The coding region runs from base 1 to 2253 and encodes 750 amino acids. Lineage: Eukaryota; Fungi; Ascomycota; Sordariomycetes; Hypocreales; Nectriaceae.
AUGUUUGGCACUACCACCAAGAGAGUAACAACGACGACAGGAGAUGCAUCUGAGCCUACAGAAACAGUGUGGACGGGUACAUGUCCAGCCAAGAAUGGACCAGACCCCACAGUGGUUGAUGGGGAGUUCACCGAGAAUAUCGGAGAGAAGUGUCUUUGCAAGUGGAAUACCUGGAUGGAGAACGACAAGACUCUGCAGCCAUGCACUGUCGACCAACUGAGAGAUACCAUAAACGACUUUUGUAACGGUUCCCGCAAACUCAAAAAGCCUACCCCGACAGGACUUCCAGACAUUGCUGUGAAUCGGUUCCCAACAAAUGGCACGCACGGUAUAUUUAUCUCGGUCGGCUGGGCUACCCCGCCCCUCUGGAACUCCACGGAUGAGAGGUGCAAGGCCAAUAGUGACCUUUUGUUAGCGGAUAGCUACCACAAUCGUGCGACAAUCAGUGGGCCUUUAUUUCACCUGGCCUUACACCAUGUCUGGAUGCACAUCGUAAAGCUUGCGAUAUCAGCAGACAAAAACCUUCUCAACUGGAUAGACCCGAAUUCUGGCAACACUGCAUUGCACAUUGCGAUCGAAAGCGAGCGCGUGGAUGCGAUACAGACUCUUCUUGAUGCUGGAGCAGAUCCAAAUUUGAAGAACGGAGAUGGUUUAGUGCCCUUUGCGAAAGCCAUGAGAUCAAACAAUCUGGACACCGUGAGAACGCUGCUGGACUCUAGUCCAGAUAUCAUAGUUGAUGAGCUAGACAGAGCAGGCGUCACUCCUUUCUUGCGAGCAUGCCUAGAUGGCCAAAAGGCAGUCCCUGUCAUACGCCAGUUGCUCGAUACGAUGAAGGAUAAGGUGAAUCUGAAUGCCGUAUUGCCUAGGGAUGACCAAGAUAACGAAUGUGGGAGAACCGCUCUCAUCAUAGCAACGUCUCUUAAUCCAGAGAAAGAGGGAAGCGACAGCCUCUUUAAUCUAUUACUCGAACAUGGAGCCGACCCCAACGUACCAUGCGCUAAACACGGCAAUACACUACUCUCAAAAGCUGCCGAUAAGGGACAUAUUCAGGCUAUGGAGAAGCUUCUAGAAUUCAACGCCGACCCCAACAUAGUGUCUAAGCAAGGCCAUACACCUCUUUCUAGAGCCGCCAUAAACGGCCAUGCUCUGGCAGUCCGAAAACUUCUGGAAUCCAAUGCCGACCCCAAUCAUCAGAAUCAGGAUGGAGAAACUGCGCUGCAUUGCUGUUCAAGCGAAGGCCAUUCCUCGCAAUUGCCUGUUCUCAGCUUGUCUUCGGUCGAGAAGCUAUUGGCUUUCGAUCCAGGUCCUGGGCAAGCGUUGCAUAUGGCUCUGGCGUCUGAGGAACUUCCAAUUGCCAAGGCAGUUUUUAAACGUUAUCCUCAGCCGAAUUUGUACGACCAAGACCUCGGAACUCCAUUACACCUCGCGGUCAUGUCCAACAGCGAGGAAAUAUUCGACUUCAUUCUUGACCAAAAGGGAAUCGACGUCAAUAUCCCUGGUCCGUCUGGUCGAACGCCGCUGAGCUAUGCAGCGAUAAGAUACCAAGGCUUCGUUAAAAAACUGAUUCAAGCACAAGCUGAUCCCGACAUCAAAGACCAUGAAGGGAAGACCCCAUUAGAUCAUGUAGUUGCCGCAAGGGAUUGGGAAAUGGCACAAAUACUCUGUCCCCACACGAGAUUGGAUCUUGUGCAAGGCAGCGGUCGCAGAUAUAGUGUCUUGUAUCGGGCUUGUCAAACUGGUCACAAGGACAUGUUUAAGGUGAUCAAUACUUCAUGUCAGAAGUUAAAUCACUUUCAAUACAUUGAGCUCUGUGAACUAGCUCUACAUGCUGCUAUUGCAGCUGGCAACGAAGAGUUCUUCAAUCAGCUCAUCAACGUGCCUGGUGUUACUGGAACGGUGGAUGAUGAUGAUGGCUGGACCCCUUUGAAAUACGCCACAGUCUACAACCAAACGAAAAUAAAGAAUCUUCUGGAGGCGUUCCAACAAGAAGGAAUGAAUGAGGUAGACCAAAGAGAUAAAAGGGUCACUAAGAUGCCCCAACGAUGGCAAAAACACGACCGACAUCCGACACUUUACGAGAAGGACGAUAACGCGGACCCUAGACAGAUCAUGAUAACGACAACGCUUGACGACGCUUAUCCAGAUGGUGAAGACAGAUAUGCAGUAGCCCGGGCAGAUCAUCCCAUUCCAACAGACAAGAACUACUACUUUGAAAUCACUAUAAAAAAAGGCUGCCCUGACGAGCAACUGUGA